This is a messenger RNA of Python bivittatus (Burmese python), 901 nucleotides long. Lineage: Eukaryota; Metazoa; Chordata; Lepidosauria; Squamata; Pythonidae. The record is from RefSeq and is a predicted model, not a curated record.
AUGGCAGAGCAAUCGGAAGGCAAGUACUAUCUCUCUUACUCUUCUCGGUUUCCUGCUGGGCCGUCUCAGAGCAGAUUCAUUAUUCAGUCCCCGAGGAGCUGUCAAAAGGUUCUAUAGUGGGGAAUCUGGCAAAGGACCUAGGACUGAAUCUCAGAGAACUGGCAAGUCGCAAAAUGCAUGCCAUCUCUGUGGACAAGGUGCAGUAUUUCAGAAUCAGUGCAGAUAAUGGAAACCUCUAUGUGAAUGACAGGAUAGAUAGGGAAGAAAUAUGUGACACAACCCCACUAUGCAUUCUUAAUCUUGAAGUGGUUAUUGAAAAUCCUUUAGACAUUUACCAUCUAAAAAUAGAGAUACAGGACAUUAAUGAUAAUGCACCACAGUUUCUCAGUAGCAUAAUCCAGUUGGAGAUCAUUGAAACAACCCAACCAGGCACCAGGUUCCUUCUUGGGAAUGCCAAAGAUCCGGAUAUCGGCACAAACGCUUUACAGAAUUACCAUCUUAGCACCAAUCCUUACUUUUCCUUGGAUGUGAAAGAGAGUCCGGAUGGAAAUAGGUUUGCAGACUUAGUACUGCAGAAACCACUCGAUCGCGAGAGUGAACCAACCCUUCAGCUGACAGUUACUGUGCUGGAUGGGGGGAAACCCAGAAAAACCGGAACAGCCCAAAUACGGAUCAAUGUCACCGAUGCCAAUGAUAAUCCACCUAUAUUCACCCAAGAAAUCUACACAGUCAGUCUGAGGGAAAAUGUACCAGUUGGGUUCCUUGUGCUGCAGCUUGAAGCUUCAGAUAAAGAUGAAGGUUCACAUGCAGAAAUCAGGUAUUAUUUCAGCAAUAUGCCACUGAGUGCAAAUAAGAAAUUCAGCCUGGAUUCAACCAGUGGAAUAAUUUCUCUUGUGGAAUC